AUGUUUAAGGCGUCGAGCAUUGUGUUGGUACAAAAUCCUGAGCAACAAGAAGGAAAUGAAAAUCUUAGUUGGUACGUUUUACAACUUCAAGAGGAUAUAGAGUUUGCUGAGACAACAUUGAAAGGCAUUUUAAAAUCUGUGAACCGUUUGAUCCAAAAGGCUGAAAAACAACAACCUAACAAUCUUAUGAAGCUUCUUGCGGAAUCUAGAGGCUUUGAAGGGGUUGAAAAGUUUGAAAGCCAUCAUGUCCCUCCUUUAGUUGCAGAAGAAUAUCUGAAUUGUUGGAGUUUGUCGUUGGUAACUCUGACAUCCAUCGCCAUGUCUCUUCCUAACAUCCAAAAGAACAAAGUCGAUUGGUUGGUGAGUGGUGUGAGUGAAGGUCUUGUAUAUGUCAAACUUGUGGAAAAAACCCUCAAUGCUACUGAUAAUCAUGUAAGCAUUCAAAAGGCAGCUGAAACUUUGUGGGUAGAAGUUGAAGUCUACCACAAGUGGUUAGGAAACAAGCUGCCAAAACCAAAGCCUAAAGUGAAUACACUAGGACAUAUUCUACAAUGGUUAAGGGAUACAGCUAAAAACAAGGCCAAUGAGGUGGAAAGCAAAAAUGAUAAUUUCAAAUACAGGUCUAUUUGUGCCAAUUUAAUGUAUCGUAUCACCGAAACAAUCCUGCUCUCAUACCACGGUAACAAUGACGAGAUUAGCCAAGAGGAACUAUUUGCCCUGUUAUCAUCAAUGAUUGCCGAUAUAUUAGCUGCUUGUCUCACCAACUUACCUCAAGUCAUUGCAAUGAAAUGCCACGAAAAUGCCAUAGAGAAAAGGGAGGCGAGUGUCCGAGCUGCAGCCCAACUUCUUGGUGAGACCACACAUAUAAUCAACAGCCUUCAAGUUCGUGAACUUCCAAGUUUGAAUCCAGACGAGUUAGCGUUUAUUGACAAGUGGCGUGCUUACUUAAGCGACCCCUUUCCUUAA
Messenger RNA from Lactuca virosa, 966 nucleotides. The record is from the annotation of a GenBank genome assembly. NCBI's taxonomy places the organism in Eukaryota, Viridiplantae, Streptophyta, Magnoliopsida, Asterales, Asteraceae.